Manis pentadactyla (Chinese pangolin) is the source of this 5071-nucleotide messenger RNA. It is a transcript of the gene MCM3, whose product is annotated as minichromosome maintenance complex component 3. Lineage: Eukaryota; Metazoa; Chordata; Mammalia; Pholidota; Manidae. Bases 102 to 2531 code for a protein of 809 amino acids. The record is from RefSeq and is a predicted model, not a curated record. Gene Ontology annotation, molecular function: single-stranded DNA helicase activity; ATP binding; ATP hydrolysis activity. Gene Ontology annotation, biological process: mitotic DNA replication initiation; double-strand break repair via break-induced replication; DNA strand elongation involved in DNA replication. Gene Ontology annotation, cellular component: MCM complex; nucleus. The transcript is spliced from 17 exons.
CUACCUUUUGGUGGCGGGAAAAGUUCGGAAGCUUUCGCGGCUAGGCGGGGUUAUCGACGGGCCCUGAGUGUCGCACUGGAGGCAGUUCCACCGCGGCGAACAUGGCCGGGACGGUGGUGUUGGACGAUGUGGAGCUGCGGGAGGCGCAGAGAGAUUACCUGGACUUCUUGGAUGACGAGGAAGACCAGGGGAUUUAUCAGAGCAAAGUUCGGGAGCUGAUCAGUGACAACCAGUACCGAUUGAUUGUCAACGUGAAUGACCUACGUAGGAAAAAUGAGAAGAGGGCUAAUCGUCUCCUGAACAGUGCCUUUGAGGAGCUGGUUGCCUUCCAGCGGGCCUUAAAGGAUUUUGUGGCCUCCAUUGAUGCUACCUAUGCCAAGCAGUAUGAGGAGUUCUACAUAGGACUGGAGGGCAGCUUUGGCUCCAAGCACGUCUCUCCCCGGACCCUCACCUCCUGCUUCCUCAGCUGUGUAGUCUGUGUGGAGGGCAUUGUCACUAAAUGUUCUCUAGUUCGUCCCAAAGUCGUCCGCAGUGUCCACUACUGUCCUGCUACCAAGAAGACCCUAGAACGACGUUAUUCUGAUCUCACCACCCUGGUAGCCUUUCCGUCCAGCUCCGUCUAUCCUACCAAGGAUGAGGAAAACAAUCCCCUUGAAACAGAAUAUGGCCUCUCUGUCUACAAGGACCACCAGAUAGUCACCAUUCAGGAAAUGCCGGAGAAGGCCCCAGCUGGCCAGCUUCCCCGCUCUGUGGACGUCAUUCUGGAUGAUGACUUGGUAGAUAAAGUGAAGCCGGGUGACCGAGUCCAGGUAGUGGGGACCUACCGUUGCCUUCCCGGAAAGAAGGGAGGCUACACCUCAGGGACCUUCAGGACUAUCCUGAUUGCCUGUAACGUGAAGCAAAUGAGCAAGGACGCGCAGCCUGCCUUCUCUGCUGAAGACGUAGCCAAGAUCAAGAAGUUCAGUAAAACCCGUUCCAAGGAUAUCUUUGACCAGCUGGCCAGGUCGUUGGCGCCUAGUAUCCAUGGGCAUAACUAUGUCAAGAAGGCGAUCCUCUGCUUGCUCUUGGGAGGGGUGGAACGUGACCUAGAGAACGGCAGCCACAUCCGCGGGGACAUCAAUAUUCUUCUAAUAGGAGACCCAUCAGUCGCCAAGUCUCAGCUUCUGCGGUAUGUGCUGUGCACUGCACCCCGGGCCAUCCCCACCACUGGCCGGGGCUCCUCAGGCGUGGGUCUCACGGCUGCCGUCACCACAGACCAGGAAACAGGGGAGCGCCGUCUGGAAGCGGGGGCCAUGGUCCUGGCUGACCGAGGCGUGGUUUGCAUUGACGAAUUUGAUAAGAUGUCUGACAUGGACCGCACCGCCAUCCACGAAGUGAUGGAGCAGGGUCGGGUCACCAUCGCCAAGGCUGGCAUCCAUGCCCGGCUGAACGCCCGCUGCAGUGUUCUAGCAGCCGCCAAUCCCGUCUACGGCAGGUAUGAUCAGUACAAGACUCCUAUGGAGAACAUUGGACUGCAGGACUCACUGCUAUCUCGAUUUGACUUACUCUUCAUCAUGCUGGACCAGAUGGAUCCUGAGCAGGAUCGGGAGAUCUCGGACCAUGUCCUUAGGAUGCACCGUUACAGGGCGCCAGGGGAGCAGGAUGGCGAUGCUAUGCCUUUGGGUAGUGCUGUGGAUAUCCUGGCCACAGAGGAUCCCAACUUUAACCAGGAAGACCAGCAGGACACCCAGAUUUAUGAGAAGCACGAUAACCUCCUGCACGGACCGAAGAAGAGAAAGGAGAAGAUGGUGAGCGCAGCUUUCAUGAGGAAGUACAUCCACGUGGCCAAAAUCAUCAAGCCAGUCCUCACCCAGGAGUCGGCCGCCUACAUCGCAGAAGAGUACUCGCGCCUGCGCAGCCAGGACAGCAUGAGCUCAGACACUGCCAGGACAUCUCCAGUUACAGCUCGGACACUGGAAACGCUGAUUCGGUUGGCCACAGCCCACGCCAAGGCCCGUAUGAGCAAGACCGUGGACCUGCAGGAUGCAGAGGAAGCUGUGGAGCUGGUCCAGUACGCGUACUUCAAGAAGGUUCUGGAGAAGGAGAAGAAACGCAAGAAACGAAAUGAGAAUGAUGAGUCAGAGACAGAAGAUGAAGAGGAGAAAAGCCAGGAGGACCCAGAACAGAAGAGGAAGAGGAGGAAGACUCGUUCCUCAGAUGCCAAGGACGGGGAUUCCUACGACCCGUAUGACUUCAGUGACACAGAGGGGGAAAUGCCUCAAGUGCACACUCCAAAGACAGCAGAGUCACAGGAGACCAAGGAGUCCCAGAAGGUGGAGCUGAGUGAGUCCAGGCUGAAGGCCUUCAAGAUGGCCCUCUUGGAGGUGUUUCGGGAAGCGCAUGCACAGUCAGUGGGCAUGAAUCGCCUCGCAGAAUCCAUCAACCGGGGCAAAGAAGAGCCCUUCUCUUCAGAGGAGAUCCAGGCUGCGCUGAGCAAGAUGCAAGACGACAACCAGGUCAUGGUCUCCGAGGGCAUCAUCUUCCUCAUCUGAGAGGCCUCGUCUCUGAACCGUGGGGUCCUGCCAAGAAGUUUCUUCAUGUUCCCUCCCGACACCCCUCCCGCUCUUUACCUUCAUUCCUGGAAUAACAGAGUUGAGUUGAAGUUGAGGGACGUGAGAUGAAGCUGAAGCAGGACUUGGUGGGAGCUUUGGAGGAUAAUGAAAGCUGCCGUGUGGUGGAGAGAAAAGGGGAGGCGCUGAGACUAUUGCAUCUUCACUGCAAGAGACCCAUUGUACUCCCCACUUCCUGUCCCCUAACAAGCCAAACCAUUGUUUGCUGUAAAUAACAUAUGCCUUCUGAGUAUUUUGGAGCAUGGCUGUUUUCUGCUCGUCCUUUCUAUGUUUUUGGCUGCUUUUUUCCUCCUGAGCACUUUGGUGUAGGAUAGGCUUUGGGUUCUAUGCUGGUGGAGAGAAGCUCUGAAGCAAGUCAGGAAGGCCAAGAAAGCUUUCUUUGCAGUAGCACCAGUUAAGGCUAAUACACACUUUUGACCUAAAUAUCUAAGACAGUGAAUAAAUCUUCCCAUUUUUCUACAGUACACAUGGCCUUAAUACUGUGUGCUUGUAUGGACAUUUCAUUUUGUUUUCCUUGAAAGCUCUGCUGUGAUUUGCUGCGCCCUUUUUUGCAUCAAGUCACCACAAGGGGGCAGCGGGCUGCUGUGCCUUCUCAGAAAAAGGGCUCCUCUUUAGGCCAUUAUUGUCUUUUCCAGUGACACCAGCAUUUAUCACUCAGUUAAAAAUUGUGCAAGCCAAAUGUUGCCGAUUUGAAAGUUAAAUGGCUACAAGCGGCCAAUGAGUGAAAGUCCAGGCAAACUCUUUGCCCAGCUUUUCUGACCCUGAGAUCAAAGCGUGGAGAGAGAAUACCUGGUAUGUCAGACACCUCAAUAUUAGGUGAGUCGUUGCCUAUAAAGUGAUCUCCCUGCAGGAUCUUUGUGAAACCGCUUACACUUGGGUGCCUAGCCCUUGGGGUUUGUUAGUCUGUUUGCACAAAAAUUUGUGGUGGGUCCAGGGUGUGACUUCACUCCUGCUGUGGCUCGAGUAGCUUCUGAAGAACUUUUCAGGUUACUUAAAUAAAAGGAAAAACAAGAAACGUGUGACUUCAUGGGUGGCCUGGGGUGCAUGGAUUGGGAGCUGCACUGUGAAGAAGAGGGUGUGCCUCUUGGAUGUAAGAUGGUGAGGUGCUUCCUUCUCCCUUUUUGCUGAGGGGAACCCCUUGUUCUGAAGCCAUGAGGCAGAAGGUGGGCGCUCAGUUUCAUCUUUGUGAUUUUUUUCACAGAUGGGAAAUCCAAGUCUACUGGAAGUGAUCUAGUGAGUACAGUUCCAAAGGUGAGGGCAGUAGGACCAGAAGGAGGAGUGGGACCUGAAGUGAGCACUGGCAGCGAGUCCUGGGAUACGCCAGGUGUAGCAGUGGGUACAAGCAGAGGACAUUAUGCUCUCGAGGCUGACAGCCUGGGGCUACAUAUGGCUCAUGUGUCAGUGGAAAAUGGGAAAGUAGAGUGUAUAUCAAAUGAGGGCACACACCGUAAGAGCUGUGGGAAUGGAGGCAGCCAUGAGUGUCAGGAGAGUGGGAGCCACUGAUGGGGUACUGGGGUGAGGAAGGAGAGAGGCUUUUAGGGGUCUCAUCAAAUGGUUAUUCCAGAAAGGCCAAGCAUUUUGUCACUGGGACGUUUGCUCUCUGUCCUUCACACCUGAUGAAACAGGCAGAGUGGGGAGUGACUAGGUGCAUCCAGCAAUUCGGUAAUAGCUCUAGUGCCAGGAUUACCUUGCUGACAUUUCAGCUCUGCAAGCUAACCAAGAGAAUAGAAGGUAGAAGACCAUGUAUUCAGCAGCCACAGUAGAUGUUAAUUGUAUUAAAAUAACUUGGGAACGCAAAUGAAUCUUUACACUGAGGUUUUAAACGUGUGUGUGUCCUUUCCCAACUUAAGUCGACAUGAAGAAGUUGGAGGCAUUUAGAGUCUGUUCCUACUCAUUGUCAAGAGGCCUCUGUUUGUACCGCAGGAAACAAGAGGCUGCUCAGGCUGGGCCGACUGUCUCCUGGCCAGUCUCCCCGAGAGCUUCGCUGUUCCAGUGGUAGCCCAGAUUCAUCAGGAAAAAUACAGGCUUUAUUAUCUAUGUGCUUUGUUCCAAAAGAGAAGUCUGUUUACACUCAGGUUUGCUGUCUGAGAUAGUUACAAUCAUGUAUGGGGCUUAGUGAAUUUGUGUCUUGAAAAACUUUAUGCUACCUAUUCUUUAAUUCUCUUGGCUAUAUGAAGUAUCAAUAUGAAAAUUAUUGUCAAAAAAGACAGUUUGGCAAGUGUUGCUGGAAUUGGGUCUCUCCUUUACCACUGACCAAAUAACUACUAGUUAUUUCAUCUGUAAAAUGGGCAUAAUUACUGCCUUGUAGGGUAGUUGUGAGACAUAACAGCAGGUGGUAAGUGCCUGCCGGCAUGGAAACACUCCAUAGUACUUUGUUAUUACUACAAAUUCAUGAGAAAAAAAAAAGAUUGAUUCUGAUGUGUUUUAAAAAUAAACAUGUUCGUUUGAUCAGAACUAAACAA